Cuscuta epithymum is the source of this 3908-nucleotide messenger RNA. The record is from the annotation of a GenBank genome assembly. Lineage: Eukaryota; Viridiplantae; Streptophyta; Magnoliopsida; Solanales; Convolvulaceae.
UCGAAAUGUAAAUUGCUUUAAUAGACAUGUAACUUGAGCCCAAAUCAAAAUACAAGCUAUCUAUUAUACGUAGUAUAUGUAUAAAAAAUACAAUCGUGGAUGAAUUGAUGGGGAGUAUUCUGGCGGGUGAAGCUAGAAGAACAAGCUGGGAGGAGAAAUUGAACAAGCGAUUUUGAAGUAGGGCAUGGAAUGAAGCCCAGAUGCGGAGUAACUAAACCCUAGCUACUACUCCGGCGCGGCGCUGCAGAGCAAAUAUAGAGAUGAUGGAAAUCUACUGUUUCGAUGCAUAGUAGAAGCGCAACAGUCAUAGCAACUCCAGAUACACAACAAGGUUGAAGACGGAGCCACCUAUUCAUGGCUGCAAUACUCCGGUGCAAGACGACCUGCGAUUUACCUUGUGCAAGAUGAUUUGCGAUUUGCGUUGUGCAAGAUUUGCGAUUUCUUUCAAAAACCAUUGGUUCCAUUAAACGGGAUAUAACACGGGGGGCGACAUUCUCAGACGAGGACGUCUCCUGGGCGACAACAUUCUCAUAGUUGCUGAGCUACAGGAAUUUGAGGGGUGACUGCGAGGGUGGAGGAGGAGAUGUUGGUGUUGCGUUCUCCCCGGUUUUAGGCGUCAGUGCAAUUAGCGUCGUGGGGUUUUGGGCAAGGCUCGUGAGGAUGACAGAAAGCGUCGCCUGAAUGUCCACCUGGGAGAUGAUUGGGAUGAUCUGGUGAGCGGCAUUGGCUUCGACACUGUUGUGCUUGCCAUCGAAGAAGAUACGAGUGUCGGGCUGAUGGGCGUUGAUCUGGCCGCAGAGUUCGGUCGUGGGGUCAAUCGUCUCAUGGAAAUUGACCUCCUCGGCAUUCUUUGAGGUUGUGGUGUCCCCAAAUUUCUCCUACUCGAGGCAAGGAUCCUGAACGGCCUCGGCCGUGAAGAUGGUUUUUUAUCUAGUCUUUCCCAUUUCCGAAGUGUUUGUAGCGUCUGGUGGCGACGAAGGUACUAACUUGAUAGUUCUUUCUCUUAACGAGAGCACCAAAUAACAGCUUCCCAGUAAACCGCUAGUGGUAUUGUAGAGAGAAGGGAGCGCUAAAGUUUAGAGAGAGAUAAAUAUUGUAAUAAAUGAAGUUGGAAUCUUUUACAUCUGCCCCCCAAGGGGGUAUUUAUAGUAGUUAUAAAUGAGUUGGUGCAUUAAAUGCAUUAUAUGUGUCGACUAUUCUAUGGGCAAGAGCCAUGAGAUGUUGCACAGCUUGACGUUCUAUGGGCAAGAGCCAUGAGAUGUUGCACAGCUUGACGCGUGUCAUUCCCUCGUCCAUUUCUGGAUGAAUAUUCUCUGUUAACCGAGGUUAUGUCGGCCUCUGAGGUGGUACCCACCAAGGUGUCACCCUCUGAGGUGACCGUACGGACAUGGAUUCUGUUUCUUCAUUCUGGGUUAAGCUUUUCUGUUGAACCCUUCAGUGAUGUCAUGGGCUUGGGCCGUUGUAUACCCAAGGGUGUGUGGGUCGUGGAUCUGAGCCCAUAUACUCUAUUAGUAUUCAAAAGAUAAGGUUAGAUUGAAUUAUAAAAGUCACACAAAUAUGUUACGUAUAUAUUUCGUAUUAUUUUAAUUUUUUUCUAAAAACUAAAUUGAAAUCACUCUAAAUAUGAGUCGGAAAGUUGUAAAAUUUCAAAAUAGGAUUAUUUUUUUCCCCCUUAAAUAAGGUUAAUCACUAUAAUGUUUGGAAAAUACCGCAAACAUGACAUUAAUAUUGGUAUAUUAAUGUAUAAUAAUGUCAAAUAUGAUAAAAUAAUUUCACGAUGCCGAUAGUUUACUCCUAUUUUGGGGGGAAAUAAUGUUUCGAUUUUAGAACUUAAAAUGAUUCUUAUUCGAUUUUUUCAAAUUAAAAGUGCAGUUUCUCAUGAAGCCUUUGACUAAUCUCCCAUACACUUUCAAUAUUUGAGGCUUAUGUGGACAUGUCUUAUGACUUUUGGGAAAAUAUGGAAUAAAUUUAACUCCUUCAAGCACGGCCGGAUAAGAGUAAAGGCAAAAUACAUAUUGUAGGAACAAAUGAAGCCGUCAAUUAUUAUCAUUGCUAAUUUAUCGGCUUUGCAUCAAACUCGCAAUUACUUUCCAUUAAAGCUUUCCAACUCCCUCCUUUUCAGGUACAUUUUCAUUUCUCAGGCUCCCUUCACGAAUUCUAGUUUAAUUUGAGUUGGAUUUUCAAUUUAGAAUUUCCAAAUUUCCCUGAUCACGCUGCACCGGCCUGAUCGGUGGAAAUUCUAAUUUCUUUUUAUAUUUCCCAAUGUAUACCUAGUAAUUCUCCUCUUUUUUUCUUUCCAGAAGGAUGAAAGAUUUAUGCAUGUCUUGAUUUAAGAGGGAGAUAUAUAUAUAUAUAUAUUUGGAAUAUAUUGGGGGAGAUUUGACCCUUUUUAUGAAACUGCGAAUUUUAAUGAAAAUUGAAGAUAUCUUCCAUUUCAUUCUAUCGUCGGGAAAGGUGUCUGAUCAUUGUAUGUAGGUUUUGUUGUUAUUUUAUUGGAUAUUAAGAAAAUGGGGGAGCAUUUGGUGGUGUAUGUCGACCGGCUAGAAAAGACGAAUGAAGCAGGGUCUACCCAGCGACUUUCGGAGGCUAAGCACAUUGAGAAGAUGUCAGAAAUGGUGGGGGGCUCUUCUCGUGCUCUUGUUGGCGACAUGGGAGAGCUUGAGGAGAUUGUGGGUGAGGAGGAACCUCUAAUUGGAAUUGCUGAGUGCCGCAUCUGCCAGGAGGAGGAGUCUGUCAAGAAUUUAGAAACUCCAUGUGCUUGUAGUGGCAGUCUCAAGUAUGCUCACAGAAAAUGUGUUCAACAUUGGUGCAAUGAGAAGGGGGACACUACUUGUGAGAUUUGUCACCAGCCCUACCAGUCAGGUUAUACCGCCCCACCUCAAGCUCAUCCUGAAGACACUAUCAUUGAUAUUGGUGGAGGGUGGCAGAUCUCUGGUAUGCCUUUGGAUCUGCAUGACCAUCGCCUUUUGGCACUUGCAGAGGCUGACCGCCAAAUUUUGGAAGCUGAAUAUGAUGAUUAUAAUGCUGCAAAUGCAAGUGGUGUUGCUUUCUGCCGCUCUGCUGCCCUAAUUUUGAUGGCUCUUCUGCUAUUACGGCAUGCUAUGAACGUCACAGACGGUGAUGGUGGUGAUGAUGAUGAUCCAUCUGCUAUUUUCUCUCUUUUCUUGCUAAGGAUGGUUGGAUUUCUUUUGCCAUGCUACAUCAUGGUCUGGGCCAUCAGUAUUUUGCAACAGCGAAGGCAAAGAGAGGAGGCGGCGGCAGUGGCGGCAACACAGUUUGCAUUUGUAGUGCAAUCAGCAGCACAACGAAAUGGAAUGCAAUUUACUAUAGCAUCAGCCACACCUGCAAUUCCUAUAGCUCAAGAGCGUCAAUAACAACUAAUAUUUAUUGAGGGUGGGGUUAUUUAUUGUCGACAAUGUGCUUUGUAAUUAUGGUGUAUAUGGAUUCCAAGAGUUCACAAGAGGUGUAAAACAAAUUAUACAUAGCAAUUGUUUUUUAUUGAUGUAAGUUGCAAUUGUGAUAUAUAGAGAAUUUAUAAGGGCAGGCCGGCGCCGGGUAUGCUCUUUUAUGGUAUUUCUCCGUUUUUCGCUCCGUUUGACGCCCGUUGUUGACCCCGAAGUGCCAGUUCUUGGUCCCUUUUCCCGUUGACUCUUGUUUCUUCAUUUUUGACGUCUAAGUGCGGUUUUGCUCAAAUUAGGAUUAUUACCUAUUUUAUCUUUGAAUGUUUGUACAAAUAAUCAUAAUUACCUGUAUAAAAUAUAGGUAGUUAUUGUGCUUAUCAAUAUAUAGAGAAUUUAUUUUGCUCUCUUCACAUGCACCCGUAUUUUAUUCCUAUAUAAUUAUUUUUUGCACACAAAAAGAACAUGUCGAGAGUAUGAAAACAUGAAUGAGCAUAAAAAGAUCACAAU